AUGGCGGCGGUUCCUCCUCCCUUCAACGUCGUCCCAAUAGCCUACCAAGGCGGCACGUCGCUGGCCGUCCCGGACUGGCUGAACAAAGGCGACAACGCGUGGCAGAUGAUCUCCGCAACCCUCGUCGGCCUCCAGAGCGUCCCCGGUCUGGUCAUCCUGUACGGAAGCAUCGUGAAGAAGAAGUGGGCCGUGAACUCGGCCUUCAUGGCCCUCUACGCCUUCGCCGCCGUCGUCCUCUGCUGGGCCGUGUGGGCCUACAAGAUGUCCUUCGGCGACAAGCUGCUCCCGUUCUGGGGCAAAGCCGGGCCCGCGCUGGGCCAGAGGUUCCUGAUCAAGCAGGCCGCGCUGCCGGCCACCACGCACUACUACCACGACGGCAAGACGGUCGAGACGGCGAUGAUCGCGCCGUUUUACCCCAUGGCGUCGAUGGUGUGGUUCCAGUGCGUGUUCGCCGCCAUAACGCUGAUUUUGGUGGCCGGCUCGGUGCUGGGGCGGAUGAACUUCAAGGCCUGGAUGGCCUUCGUGCCGCUGUGGCUGACGUUUUCGUACACGGUGGGGGCGUUCAGCCUGUGGGGCGGCGGGUUUCUGUUCCAGUGGGGUGUUAUUGACUACUCCGGCGGGUAUGUCAUCCACUUGUCCUCUGGGAUCGCCGGCUUGACCACCGCGUUUUGGGUGGGGCCGAGAUCGAAGAAGGACAGGGAGAGGUUCCCUCCGAACAACGUGGUGCUGAUGCUGGCGGGCGCGGGCCUGCUGUGGAUGGGCUGGGCCGGGUUCAACGGCGGAGACCCGUACACCGCCAACUUGGACUCCUCGAUGGCGGUGCUGAACACGAACAUAUGCGCCGCUACGAGCCUGCUGGUGUGGACGUGGCUGGAUGUCAUCUUCUUCCACAAGCCUUCCGUCAUCGGUGCCGUCCAGGGCAUGAUCACCGGCCUUGUCUGCAUCACCCCCGGCGCCGGGGUGGUGCAAGGAUGGGCAGCGAUAGUGAUGGGGAUCGCGUCAGGUAGCGUCCCAUGGUUCACGAUGAUGAUCGUCCACAAGCGAUGGACCCUACUCCAAAAAAUAGACGACACGCUGGGCGUCUUCCACACCCACGCCGUCGCGGGCCUCCUCGGCGGCGUCCUCACGGGCCUGCUGGCGGAGCCCACGCUGUGCUCCCUCUUCCUCCCCGUCACCAACUCCAGGGGAGCCUUCUACGGCGGCGGGAUCCAGGUCGUCAAGCAGCUGGUCGGCGGCGGGUUCGUCAUCGGGUGGAACGUGGUGGUCACCUCCAUCAUCUGCUACCUCGUCGGCCUCGUCGUCCCGCUCCGCAUGUCCGAGGAGCAGCUGCUCAUCGGCGACGACGCCGUGCACGGGGAGGAGGCCUACGCGCUCUGGGGCGACGGCGAGGCCUACGACUCCACCAAGCACGGCGAUAAUGACGACGUGGAGAUGAGAUCCCGGGACAAGACUGCUUCCACGGGGACCACCCAGACGGUUUGA
Messenger RNA from Linum tenue, 1482 nucleotides. The record is from the annotation of a GenBank genome assembly. Lineage: Eukaryota; Viridiplantae; Streptophyta; Magnoliopsida; Malpighiales; Linaceae.